This is a messenger RNA of Chanos chanos (milkfish), 549 nucleotides long. It is a transcript of the gene tmem234, whose product is annotated as transmembrane protein 234. NCBI's taxonomy places the organism in Eukaryota, Metazoa, Chordata, Actinopteri, Gonorynchiformes, Chanidae. Bases 37 to 507 code for a protein of 156 amino acids. The record is from RefSeq and is a predicted model, not a curated record. The transcript has 5 exons.
UGAUUAUCUACCUUUAUAUGUCAGCGUUUGAUAUGAAUGAGGUUCUCUCAUAAGACCGGAAAUCAAGCAAUGGUAUCUACAGUUGAGGUGCUUUGCCUCCUGCUGGUUGCUGUGUUGUGGGGUGCAACAAACCCAUUCCUUAAGAAAGGCACAGAGGGAAUUGAACAUGUGAGGGAGGGUAAUAAAGUUGUCCAGUUCUUGGCUGAAGUGAAGUUCCUGUUUCUGAACAUCAAGUAUCUGGUGCCAUUCCUGCUGAAUCAGAGCGGAUCAGUGGUGUACUACUUCACUCUGGCCAGCACAGACUUGUCUUUGGCUGUUCCUGUGGUGAACUCCCUCACAUUCCUGUUCACACUGCUCACGGGGAAGCUGCUCGGUGAGGAUUUUGGAGGGAAAGGAGCUGUGAUAGGAAUGCUGCUCACCAUGCUGGGUGUGACUCUGUGCAUCGUGAGCUCAGUUACCGAGACUUCAAAUGAUGGACAUCAGAACAUCACCCUGAUAUCUGAGUGACCUAAUACUCGACUGGACCAAAAAAAAAAAAAACGCCUCCCU